UAGCAACCUUUCCCUGUCUGCUAAACAACGUUCAAAAUUUGUUUUUGCAGUUUUGCAUAGGUAACAAAUACUUCACAAUUGAACAUGUCCGCAAAAGCAGCAGAAAUGCAACGUGAGGUGAGAGAAAAUGCUGAAGACUAUCAGAAUUAUCUGAAAGAUUUGUAUCAAUGGGAAAAUGAAAUAAAAGUAAAAGAUGAACUGCUUAAAAAUGCACCAAAAUCCCCUAGCAUUGCUGGAGAGCAGGAAUUCCCCAUACGUAACAGGAAAACAAUAUUUGAAUCAAAUGAAAACCCUACCUCUAACUGUCCAAGUGUUCAAAAUUCAGGAGGCCUAACAGAUCAUCAAAACAGGCAAAAGGCAGUGCUUGAAAAAAAUAAAGGGAAUGAAUGUUUCAAAGAAGAGAAAUAUGAGAAAGCAAUAGAAUGCUAUUCUAAAGCCAUGGAACUUGAUCCUUCUGAUGCCAUACUACCUGCAAAUCGGGCGAUUGCUUUGAUUAAAGUAAAAAGAUUUGUAGAGGCUGAAGAAGAUUGUAACACAUCUUUAAAACUUGAUCCAACCUUUGUGAAAGCAUAUCAUCGUCGCGGCACAGCCCGAUUUCACACAGGAAAGAUGGAACAAGCACUUGAUGACUUUAAGAAAGUAUUAAGUAUAGAACCGCAUAACAAAGCUGCGCUGCAAGAAUUUGAACGCCUCUCAAAAUUCAGUAAGGAUUCCUCAAAAUCUACUGCGAUUGAAAAAAGCAAAGAAAUUAACAGCAAAAAGAGAGUAAGCUUCGACCAGUCAGUGACCAAUCAAACAAAGAAAGCUGUUGAAAUUGAACCAUUAAAAGGCGCUUCAGAGAUAAUCGAUCUUUCGUUAAAGCAUCCAUCUCUGACAGUCGUAAAUGAGUUUGUUCCUGUUCCAAACAACGGCAAGACGGAACCUGACGUUCAAAUUUCAAUUGCAGUCGUGAACGACAGCAAACAGGAGAGUCUUGGAAUUGAUAAACUUAUUAACCAACUCUCUGGUCAAAAGAAUAUUGAGUUGAAAACUAUUGAAAUCCAAACGGCGAAAAUCGUUGAAAUUAUCCCACCUUCACCCAAAAACUGCAUCCAAUUUUAUCAAGAUUGGACCAGGCUCGAUCAAAAUUCUGAUUUGCAGUACCAAUAUCUAAAGCAAAUUAACCCUGCCAAGCUCCCCGAUCUAUUUCGUGAGUCUCUUGAAACUGACAUUCUCGGCGGGAUUAUUAAAAUUUUGAAAAUGGAGUUUGUUCCACGAAAAGAUGCUAUUCUUCCAUGGUUGACUGGCUUAUCUCGAGUCAAGCGAAUCGGUGCAGUUACGCUAUUUCUAUCGUCGGAUCAAAAAUCGGAUUUAGAUUUCCUUCAAACGUGUAUCAAUAGUAAUAAUGAGGGGACUGAAGAAGAACGAAACUCAGUGUUCCAAAAACUAAAGUGAGUUUUUUCAGCAGCUUGCAUCGUUGUAUCGAAAGUUUAACACGCACUUGAACAUUUGAAUAAACUGUUUAAUGUGAA
Molecule: messenger RNA, 1511 nt
Organism: Daphnia pulicaria
Lineage: Eukaryota; Metazoa; Arthropoda; Branchiopoda; Diplostraca; Daphniidae
Product: RNA polymerase II-associated protein 3-like
Exons: 6
Coding region: 85-1434 (449 amino acids)
Molecular function (GO): protein binding
Source: RefSeq, a predicted model, not a curated record